Molecule: messenger RNA, 13216 nt
Organism: Thunnus maccoyii (southern bluefin tuna)
Lineage: Eukaryota; Metazoa; Chordata; Actinopteri; Scombriformes; Scombridae
Gene: pkhd1l1.1
Product: PKHD1 like 1, tandem duplicate 1
Exons: 77
Coding region: 129-12839 (4236 amino acids)
Source: RefSeq, a predicted model, not a curated record
CACACACACACAUUCAGACAGGGCCUCUAAUACUGUCUCUGAACACUUCAUACAUUCAGCUGGUAAACGACUUUUUGUGACAGACAACAGGUAGUGGCUGCAGGUGAGGAAGCUGGGAAAUCUGCAGGAUGGAGUCCGCGUUGAGGCGUCCGCUCCGGCCGGCGGCUCUCCUCCUCGCACUGUGGUGCUGCUGCGAUGCUCAGCGUGUAAGUUACAUUUAUCCUCAUCGAGGAAGCUCUAACGGAGCCACACGUUUGACCAUCUCAGGAGAAGGUUUUGCCCAGGAGAGACAGUUCCAGCUGAAUCCACAAGACGACACAUUCGGUAACCGUGUGACCCUGGUGUCAGAUAAGCUGUCGGUCCCCUGCGAUGUGGAGAGAGACUCAACACACAGCAACCAGAUCAUGUGUUACACCAGGCCCAUGCCGAAUGGUCAGUACGUGGUCCGUGUCAGUGUGGAUGGUGUUCCUAUUCCUGACAGCAAAAUAUGCAACGGUGAUCACAAACCAUAUCACUGCAGCAUCUAUACUGUCUGGUAUCGCACGCCAAGCAUCUACUCUCUGAGUCCAAUCAGCGGCCCCCCAGGCACCGUGGUGACGCUGCAUGGACGGAUCUUCACUGAUGUGUACGGAAGCAACACUGCCAAGAGCUCAAACGGUCUCAAUGUCAGAUUUCUGAGAGCCUACAUGGGAGGGAUGCCGUGUGAGAUGCUCAAACCAGAUUCAGAUGAUCUAUACAACCUGAGACUGGAAAGUGAAAGUUCUUGGUGGGGACGCAUGAGUUGCAAAAUGACAGGAACAUAUGUUGGGCAUCACAACCUGAGCUACAUUCUUGAUAGUGAAUUUGGAAGGAGUUUACCAGAGAAGAAACUGUUCCGGGUUUCAGCUUUGGGCAAGCUCUCCAUGUUUCAGACCUUUGCAGAGGUGACUGGAGUCUCACCUUCAGUGGGUAGCGUCAUGGGUGGAACACUUCUAACCAUCCAUGGCCGCUUCUUUGACCAAACCGAUUACCCAGCACGUGUCCUCGUCGCAGGCCUGCCUUGUAAAAUCCAGAGCGUGUCCGAUGACAGAAUCACAUGCAGGACCGCCGAGCACCAGACGAACGUCAACAUGACACUUUACCCAGGUGGCAGAGGCUUGAAGAUGGAGGUGUGGAACGACACGAGACCCCGUGCCCUGACUGACAUUUGGAGCUACAAUGAUAACACGACUGGAUACUGGUCACAGUGGGUCGACCACAUGCCCUACGACUUCGAUCAUGAAUUGGAUAGUUUUUCUACACGAUCCAGAGGCUUCUUUGUCCCUCCAGACAGCGGCAACUACAGGAUUUACCUCCAGUGUGAUGACCGAUGUGAACUCUACCUCAGCAACACCAGCCGCCCAGAAGAUAAGGUUAAAGUUGCUCACCAGCCGUAUUACGUAUCUGACAUCACACACCUGGAUUCACAGAAGACUGAAGUAAUGUCUUUUGAGAAAGGAAAAGCCUACUACAUGGAAAUUCUGCAUCAAGAAUACGGCGGCAAAGCUGGUAUCAGAAUGGGUUUGUUCCGCGGGGACACCACUUUCACCAAAGACCAGACAGACGAUGCUGUCAAUGAAAUGCAGACUAUCGUGGCAGACUAUGAAGUGUAUGAUGAAGAACAGGUGGUUACCUUUGAGUCGUGGCCCACAAACGCCACCCGAGUCCAAGAGGUGCAGAGAGUGACCGUCAGCAGCAGCUGUGCCAGCCAUCAGUGUGGGAGCACCUUCUUCAGCCUGGGCUACGGAGACGCAAACACUGGACCGAUUCCUGUGAGCGCCUCAGCAGCAAUAGUGGAAGCAGCCUUGAACAGCCUUUGGUCCAUCAAACCCGACACAGUCCAGGUGACCAAAAAGGACGACGAUCAAGGGUCUCACUUCACAGUCACAUUCGAGUCUGACAGAGGUGAUUUCAAACCUCUCCACUAUGAGGUUUUUGGCUCCGACACCAAUGUCACCGUCGCAGAGGUUACCAAGGGGAAAAGCAACAUGGAGACUUUCACUCUGCUCUUGGGGGGAAUCCCUACAAAGCCCAUCGCCUUCAAUGCAACUGUGUCUGAGGUUCAGUCGGCUCUGGAGGACAUGAUGACAGCUGAGUGUCCCGAUGAGAUUCUGAGCACCGAAGGAACUGAUGUGAAAUACUUCAAAGACUUUGAAGAUGACAACUCUCAGUUUGAUAAUACUGAGGAAGGGACUCCCGUGAAAAACUCAGGUUUCUGUGGCCUGUGGUCGCUGAAGAACGCCGAGGUUCUUUUCAAGAACAGCUACACCAGAAAGACCGGUGGCGCCUACGGAACAGUUUCCUUGGACCAGCAUCCCACGCUUUGCUUUGCGUACAAGGGAAUGUUGAAGGAUGAAAUUGGAAUGAAGUUCACUUACCGCAACAAUCAAGGUCAAACCAAGACUCAGACCGCAAAGAUCAACACUCUGUUCACUAAAGGCCACAAGUGGAGUUACAAAUGCAUGGACCUCCAGACUUCUCUCUCACAGACAGAAUACAUCGGCAGCAAUUACAAUCUUCUGGAGUUUUACCUCUACAAAGACGCCUCCGAUGCAGAUUUCUACGUGGAUGCCGUUCACAUUGGAAAGAGACCCACCACAAAUGAUGAAAAUGCUGUUCCCCACAAGAGGAGGCCCCCACCUUUUGAAAGCUCUGGCCGAUCCUUCAAGGCGUUCUCUGUUAGCAAAGACACAUCAACUCCUUCAAAGAUCAGCUAUGAGAUCAACGCCACACCAGUGGACUGUGCCUUUGGGUUCCCACUUCUAGACAUUGGCUUCAUGCAGAUGUCCAACAGCAGCGAGGACAUGGCUGAGUUCAGGGAAGGAGCAGCCACCGUUACCAUCACUCGCCCCCAUAAAGCCACACCUCCCCUGAACGGCACCUUUGAUGUGGAGAUUUACGGAGACCGUGUUGAAGGUCUGCCGGUGGACAUCAGUGAGGAGGACCUGAAGUACGCUCUGGAGGGAAUCGCGGGGAUGGGCCAGGUCAGAGUCACAAAGCCGGGAAGCUGCAGACUUCCCAAGUGGAGGGUCGAGUGGCUUACAAAACCUGGAGACCAGCCUCUGAUGCAGGUCAAUGGUUCUUCACUUGUUGGCAACAACGUCCAUGCUUUCGUCAAGGAGAGGAAAAAGGGAGGACUGUUGAUGCGCAGCCUGACAGGAGAUUUCCUCCGUGUCUGGGAAACGAAACCACAGGUGGAGGUUUACAUCAAUGGCAUUCCCUCAAAGUGUUCUGGUGAUUGUGGCUUUGAAUGGUCCGAGGAGAAGACUCCAGUUGUGACUGGAAUCAGCCCAUCUCAAGGAUCUAAUGGACUGGGGACUCUUUUGACUGUUACUGGUACUGGCUUCAGCAGUGAAAAUGCCUCCAUCAUGGUGGGAAAGGCAAAGUGCCAUGUUGAACAGAUCACCGCUACCACCCAGGUGUGCAGACUGGGCAGCUCCAGCGCUGGUACUUACCCAGUGUCAGUCAGCUUCCCCUCUCUGGGUAAUUCACGCUUUGUAGGCGACAGCGUCCUCCACUUCACCUACCAGCUCAUCGUUUCCUCUUUCUCUCCGGUGUCUGGAAGCGUGGCGGGAGGCACACUGCUGACAGUGACGGGCUUCGGCUUCAGUGAGAACACCAGAGUUACUGUCGGCAGUGAGGAGUGCACAGUGGUUCACGCAAGUGACACUGAGCUGAAAUGCAGAACACCAGCAGGAACUGCAGGGUCACAGACGGUCACAGUAAUGGUGGGAAACAUGAGUCAGACAGCAAGCAGCUCCUUUACCUACGAUACUAACCUAACACCCCAGAUCUCAGACCUGAGUCCCCAGACGACCACGGUGAUUGGACAUCACGUUCUCACCAUCCAGGGUUCAAACCUCGGUGCUCAAGACAACGACAGCGCCGUGUUCGUAGGCAGGAAGGAAUGUGUCACCGUGCAGUGGACGGCAACGAGCAUCACCUGUCUUCUCCCCGUGCUGCCACCCGGCCUUCACAAGGUGGACGUGCAGGUUGGAAACAAUGGCUACCCCCAGACAAGCGGUGUGAACGCCACCAUUGAAUACAUCCUGGAAAUCCACAGUAUCUCCCCCAUGUUUGGCUCUCUAAUGGGAGGAACCAAGCUGACUGUUUCUGGAUCUGGUUUCAGCAACAACACCUCUGACAACAAAGUCUCUGUUGGAGGGGCUGAGUGUGAAGUGGAGUCCGCCUCGGAGAAUGAACUGCAGUGUGUUGUAAAGUCGGAGGAGAAGACCCACACCGUCACCAACCAGGGAUCCCACCGCACUUAUGGCCAGGGGUAUGCAUGGAGUCCUGCCUCACUGACAGUGUUUGUUGGAGAUACAGUAAUGUGGCGUUGGGAGGCACCGGCCUUCCAGAAAGUCGGGUACCAGGUUUUCAGUGUUUCCAGCCCAAGUGGCACCACCUAUGAAGGAGGACCAUUCACCAGUGGAGACACCAAGACCGCUAAAGGGUUUUUCGGCCACCGUUUCACCGUGCCUGGUGUGUACUACUACAGCAGCGGCUACGUAGAUAGCGCCAACGUCAGGCUGCUGCAGGGUGUCGUGAAAGUUGAACCUCGGGAGGAGAAGAGCAGCAAGGUCUCUGUCAGCGUGGGAGGCAUGGAGGCCAGACACAUGACAGGAGGUUCACGUCGAACCUCCAGGUCAGUCGAUCAGUGUGUCGCCUCGCCACAGUGCCCACAGACCAACGGGACAUCAGACGGCCUUUCCUUCACCGCCUCCACCUGCUCAACCCCAACAGUCCACUCCAUCUCUCCCAACCAGGGCUCGUACCAGCAGCUCAUCCACAUCCAGGGAAAUGGCUUCAGCGACACUGCCUGUGCCAAUGAGGUGACGGUUGGAGAUCAGCCCUGCCUGGUGAUCAACAGCUCUUCCUCUGAGAUCUACUGCAAGCUGAGCAAGGACAGCGGACUUCCCAUCGGCCUCGCUCUCCCCGUAGCCGUCAGAGUUAACAACUUGGGUAGCGCCAUCAUCGCUGUACAAAACGAGCUCGACCGUCGUUUUGUCGUCCUGCCCGUCGUCGACUCGGUCUCGCCUCCUAUCGGCAGCACCACCGGCCACACCAGGCUCCUCAUCCACGGCUCCGGCUUCCUCGACGGACAAGUGACUGUAGCCAGCGAGCCGUGCGCUGUUGUAUCAGUCAAUUACACUUCUAUUAUCUGUGACACCUCCCCUUCUCAGCCACACACUGGUAAUGUCGUCUUCCAGGCGGGAAGGAUCCCAAGCUCCUGUCACUCAAACUGCUCCUUCAUGUACUCUCCUUCUGUCACUCCCGCCGUCACCAGCAUUUCCCCCGACAGCAUCAGCGAUCUAACCACCGUCACCAUCUCCGGCUCAGGGUUUGGCAGCCGCGUGGAUGAUGUGGUAGUUUUCGCCAGCACCGUUGAGUUAGAAGUCACCGCCGUGACUGAUGGAAACAUCACACUGAGCGUCGACGCUCUUCCUGCAGGCGACCACGCAGUCACAGUGAUCGUGAGAAGUAAAGGCCUGGCGUCCGGUCAUGUCACCCUGAGCAGCCACGCCCAGGCCACCCUGAACCCCGAUGUGGGCAGCCUGGCAGGUGGGACCCCUCUUGUCCUCACAGGAAACGGCUUCGCUCCAGGGAACACCAGCGUGAUGGUUGGUGGCGAACGCUGCGAGAUUCAGGAAGUGACACCGGCUCUUCUCCGCUGCCUGACGCCUCCUCACAGCGAGGGGCUGGUGACGGUCGACAUCCAGGUCUUCUCUGUGGAGUAUCCUCCUCUCAACUUCACCUACUCUAGAGCUCACACUCCUGUCAUCAGCUCCAUCAGCCCCACCACUGGACCGGGCGGUUCAGUCGUCACACUGACAGGUUCAGGAUUUGGCACUGACCCGCAGCAGGUCUCCGUCGCCAUAAACCACGUUCCCUGCAAUGUGUCCACAGUCAGCGACAGCCAGGUUCAGUGCACCACAGGAGACAACCCAGGGGGGGCAUACCCAGUCAUGCUUCAUCACCAAGUCAAAGGUCGCGCUCAGUCAGAGGUCAUGUUCACCUAUGAGCUGACUCUCAGCGGCGUGCAGCCCAACGAGGGCAGUUUCGGUGGCGGUGCUCUGCUGUCCGUCCAGGGCUCUGGGUUUGACCCACACACCUCCAACGUGCUGAUCUGCGGGGAGGAGUGUGAAGUUCACAGAGAAAUGUCGACAUCGAGCCGUCUCUACUGCCUGUCCCCGUUCAACAACGGCACAGAGUCACAGGUGAGCUGCGAGGUUGCUGUCAUUAACCAGCUGGGUGCCGUCAACAUAUCAAAUGGCUUCACCUACAAAUCUCAGCUUACGCCACUGAUCACUGAGAUUUCUCCACGCAGAGGAGGCACCGCUGGAGGCACCAGGCUCACAAUCACCGGCUCUGGUUUCAGCACUGACAUGAACGAAGUCAACGUGACAAUCGCAGGUUCUGUGUGUGACGUCCAGUCCACCAACAACACACACAUCAUCUGUGUGACAAACGCUCAGCGGCAGUCUCAAGAGACCAAAGUCCGAGUCAGCAUCGGAGACCGAGGCAUCGCCAAGAUGGACAACGCCGAUUUCUUCUACAUUGACGUGUGGUCGUCCAGAUUCACGUGGGGAGGGUUGUCUCCACCUGAGAAGGGCUCGUUUGCCGUCAUCACUAAAGGCCAGACCAUCCUGCUGGACGUCAGCACCCCUGUGCUGAAAAUGCUCGUCAUUCAAGGAGGGACUUUGGUGUUUGAUGAAGCGGACAUCGAGCUGCAGGCAGAAAACAUCCUGAUCGCAGACGGCGGACGGCUUCAGAUCGGCCAGGAGGGGGCGCCGUUCCAACACAAAGCCAUCAUCACACUUCACGGAAACCUGCGCUCACCAGAACUUCCUGUUUAUGGAACCAAGACGCUGGCCGUCAGAGAGGGAGUGCUGGACCUGCAUGGUAUUCCGGUUCCUGUCCCCUGGACCCGUUUGGCCCAGACUGUGACUAAUGGCUCCGUCACACUGAUGCUGAUGGAGGCGGUGACAUGGAAAGCCGGAGAUGAGAUUGUCAUCGCCUCUACCGGCCACAGGCACAGUCAGAGAGAGAACGAGGUGAGGAAGAUCGACUCUGUGUCAUCUGACGGCAGGACCCUCACCCUGACCGAACCACUCAAGUACACUCACCUCGGGGUGAGCGUCACGCUGCCUGACGGGACGGUGUUUGAGGGCCGAGGAGAGGUGGGUCUCCUCACCAGGAACAUCGUGGUUCGAGGAUCCCAACACCAAGAAUGGAACGACAAGAUCGAAGCCUGCCCAGAUGGUUUUAACACAGGUGAAUUCACCACACAAACUUGUUUCCAAGGACGGUUUGGAGAGGAAGUCGGCAGCGAUCAGUUUGGAGGCUGCAUCAUGUUCCACGCACCUCGGCCAAAUGAGAAUCUUGCAAUCGGCAGACUGGAAUAUGUUGAGGUCUUCCACGCUGGACAGGCCUUCAGGCUGGGACGUUAUCCCAUCCACUGGCAUCUGAUGGGAGACAUCAACUACAAGUCGUACGUCAGAGGUUGUGCGAUCCAUCAGACCUUCAACAGGGCCGUAACCAUCCACAACACCCACCGGCUGCUGGUGGAGCACAACGUCAUCUACGACAUCAUGGGCGGGGCCUUCUUCAUCGAGGACGGCAUUGAGACGGAGAACAUCCUGCAGUACAACCUGGCUGUGUUCGUCAAACAAAGUACAAGCCUGCUAAACGACGACGUCACUCCUGCAGCCUACUGGGUCACCAAUCCCAACAACAUCGUCCGCCACAACGUCGCCGCGGGGGGCACCCACUUCGGCUUCUGGUACCGCAUGCACGAGCACCCUGACGGUCCAUCCUUCGACCGAAACAUCUGCCAGAAGAAGGUUCCCCUCGGUGAGUUUCACAACAACACCGUGCACUCCCAGGGCUGGUUUGGCCUCUGGAUCUUCCAAGACUUUUUCCCAAUGAAGGACGGAGGCUGCCGCUCCAGAACCCCUGAGCCUGCUGUCUUCAACUCCCUCACCACCUGGAACUGCGAGAAAGGUGCUGAGUGGGUCAACGUGGGCGCUGUGCAGUUCAAUGGCUUCGUCAUGGUGAACAACGAGAAAGCCGGCAUUGAAGCCAAGCGCAUCUUGCAGUGGGCCGUGAGCGGCUUCGGAGAGAACGGAGGGGCGAUGGUGUCCAACAGCACCAUCGUGGCCCAUGUGGACGAACUCGGACUGGGAGACACCUCCUGCACGCACCGAGGUGUCAUUGCGCCACUCGAUGAUGGCAUGAGCGUCGUUAACACCAAGUUCAUCAACUUCAACCGCGGCUCCUGCUCAGCCAUCGGGGUAGCCUCUAUCGAUGGGACGUGUGUGGAUCGGUGCGGAGGCUGGGCUGUCAGGUUUAGUGGAAUCCAGUACUUCGACUCACCCAACAAGGCCGGCUUCAGGUGGGAGCAUGAGGUGCAACUGGUGGACACCGACGGCUCCCUCACAGGAAACGUCGACCACAAAGUCGUGCCUAUGAGCGCCUUGCUGGACCCUGCGCACUGCACCCAGAGUGCCGAGUGGAGCGUCGGUUUCCCCGGCGCCGUGUGCGACCACACUGUCAACUUCCAUCGUUUGUCAUUCAACAACCCCACACCCGCCUCUCUGAAGGCCAAGGAUGUCAUCAUGACCAACGAACAUGGCACCAGUGUGAUUCCCUAUUUGAAGAAGAGAAUGACUCAUAAGCUUGGCUGGAUGGUUAUGCUGGUUUCUGGAAAAACUUACAACUGGUACUUCAACGACAUGGACCAUCUCACAAACAUCACUUAUAACGCAAAGUUCUUCGGCUUCAAGUCAGAUCAAUACGUGAUCAUGAACCACAACUUCACCCAGAGUCCCGACAGGUUCCGUAUAGUCGACGAGAGGAACGGCUCAUCGACGCCGCUAAGCUUCAGCGAUAACGACAACGGAGACUGGUACUUCGACGACAACUCCAACAACCUCUACUACAUCGUGUCUGGGAAAACCAGCCAGCGCGAGCGUCGCAACAGCGUUGACCGCUCCAUGGUCGAUGUUGGCGUGAACUUAAGGGUCUACCGCUGCUUCUAUCCCGACUGCAUCCCACCAACGCCACCGCCUCCAGCCACACUCGCCCCCUUACCCACCGGCCGACCAGACGACUUCAUUCGCUGGUCCAGUGAUGAUUUCUGGAAAAGUUCAGCUGAGAAUAACUUCACUGUACCAGCAGAGGGCGCUGAUGUGGUCAUCCCAUCAGGAAAGUGGGUCGUUUUGGACAGCGACAUUCCUCCCCUCAACAAGCUGACGGUCCUGGGAGUUCUCGAGAUCCCCGACUCCAGCAGACAGGCUCGCUCUACACCCGAGAACAGGACUGUUGUGAUCGAUGCUGUUUACAUCUCCAUCCAGGGCGGCAGGAUGAUGGCAGGACGGGCUGACGAGCCGUUCAGAGGUCAGCUGCACAUCAAACUGAGAGGGAACCACCGCACUCCUGACUGGCCUCUGCCUAACGGGCCCAACCAGGGAUCCAAAGUCCUGGGUGUGUUUGGUACGCUGGAGCUCUACGGACAACCUCACAACGUUUACCACACCAAACUAGCUGCCACAGCUGACGCCGGCUCCAACAGUCUGAGAUUGACACAGUCCGUCGACUGGAAGGUUGGGGAUGAGGUCGUCAUUUCCACCACUAGCUACAACGCAUCGGAAACAGAAAAACGCAAGAUCACUGCCGUGUCAUCAGACGGCCUCGUACUGACCCUGGACCAGCCUUUGGCCCACACGCACAUCGGUGAGACUCACUCCGUCUCAGGUACGUCGCUCUCCUACACUCUGGCUGCUGACGUCGGCCUCCUGACCAGAAACAUCAAGAUCAUCGGUCAGGAGUAUCCGGAUAUGAUGAAGGACUCGUUCGGAGCCAGACUGUUGGUCGGCACCUACUCCUGGGAUGGAAUCAACUAUAAAGGCAAGGCUCAGAUCAGGAAUGUGGAGUUCUUCCGCUCUGGUCAGGAGGGCUGGACCGACUACUCCGAUCCUCGCUACUCUGUGGCCUUCCUCAACCUCGGAAAGGUUUCAGGAGAAGAUUCGUAUCUUCAGGGCUGCGCUUUCCAUGAUGGCUUCUCUCCGGCCAUCGGAGUCUUUGGAACAGAAGGGCUGAACGUUGACGACAACAUCGUCCACCGCACCGUCGGAGAAGGUAUCAGAAUUUGGGGCAACAAGACCACAGUGAGGAGAAACCUGGUGAUGAUGACGCUGUGGCCUGGAUCGUACCAGGGCAGAGAGGAACCCUUCAACUACGCCUGGAACGCUGCCAUCGAGGUCAACGAGGGGACAAAUGUCGUGCUGCAGAAUAACAUCGUGGCAGGUUACGAGAGAGUGGCGUACCGCAUCGAUGGCGAACCAUGCCCAGGAAAUGUGAACGAGAACGAGAAGUGGAUUCAUAACGAGGCUCACGGCGGUCUUUUCGGUGUGUAUCUGAACAAAGACGGUUUGCCCGGCUGCAGUUUCAUUCAGGGCUUCUUCAUCUGGAAGAGCUUUGACUACGGCAUCUACUUCCAGACCAUCUCAAAUGUCGUUGUCUCUAACGUGACCCUGGUGGACAACGGGAUGGGCAUCAUGCCUCUCAUCUUCGCUCCUCCUUCUGUCACCCACGCGUUCGCUGAUAAGAAAGUUCACAUUCAGAACGCGCUGAUCGUUGGCAGCAGCCCGAACUUCAACUGUGCAGACACUUUGUCCAGCAGCGACUUCAACAUGGCGAUCAGCGAAGGCCAUCGAGCCCCCAGACCUCUCAAUGGUGGCAGAUCUGGAAUCUGUUGGCCCACUUUUGGAUCUGGACACAACACCGCCCCGAUAAAGGUCCAUCAUCUGAACAACAACUAUAACGCCAUCAAAGGACUGAUGACAGUCAACGACACGACGUUCGUUGGAUUCCGAAACGUCUGCUCCAGCGAGACGAACAUCAUGUUCAUCACCAACCCGAUAAAUGAGGACUUGCAGCACCCUGUGCAGGUUUCAGGCAUCAAGAUGAUCGACAGCGCAGAGGGGGCCAAAGUCUUCAUCCACAGGGCUGAUCUGGGUAAAGUUGACCCAUCUAACUGUGUGGACAUGGAGUGCGACGCGAAGAAGAAAAGCAUGCUGAAGGACUUGGACGGCUCGUUCCUGGGCGCAGUGGGAGCUGUGGUUCCUCAGUCUGAGUAUGAGUGGGGAGGAGACCCCAGGAGGGGGCUGGGCGACUACCGAAUCCCCAAAGUCAUGCUUACUUUCCCCAACGGCAGCCGCAUCCCUGUGAACCAGAUCGCUCCACACAAAGGUGUGAUCAGAGAAGACUGCACGUACAUGAGUACCUGGCAGGGCUACAAGUGUUUCGGGCUGAAUUACAGGAUGCUGGUGAUUGAGAGUCUUGACUCAGACACAGAGACCAGGCGGCUGUCCCCAGUCGCCGUGCUCGGAGACGGCUUUGUGGAUCUCAUCAACGGCCCUCAGGAUCACGGGUGGUGUGCUGGCUACACCUGUCAGAAGAGAGUCUCUCUCUUCCACAGCAUCGUGGCCACCGGCCGCAGCUUCGACAUCUUCUUCAGCAGCGUCAGCCCUCAGAAACUUCGCCUCAUGAUGCUUAAUGCUGAUCCAUCUGAGAGCAUCAUGGUGUCAGUCUUCUACUCAAAGCCUCAGCGGUUGGAUGUGUACGUUGACAACAAUCUGAUCCCUCCUACUAACGCUAAGUGGAACUAUGACAACACUGACUACACCCUGAAGGAGCCAAUCUCUGCAGAUCAGUACGUCCCCAAGCUGAACUCCACUGUGGGCACCAACUACUUCGACCAGGACUACAAGAUGCUGAAGGUCGUGCUGAGAGGCUCCACACCGGUGCAGAUCCGAACCUCCCCAGUUCUCUUCCUUGCCUUUGAUCUGCCUGCCAUGACUGAAGAAGAGUUCUUUGGAGACAGCCUGAUCGUGAACCUUGCUUUGUUCCUCAAAGUUCCCCCAAAUAUGAUCCGCAUCACCAAUAUCAUCCGGGAGGACGGAGGCGCACGGCGCAGGAAGAGAUCCACGGGCCUGAAGGUGGAGGUGGAGAUCAAGAAACCUCCAGUCCAGCAGACCACCAACAGCACCGACGACGAGGAGGACUUCACUUUGUUGAAGAAUAUUGCCGAUGAUCUGGGUCAGGCGGCCGUUUCUGGUAACCUCAGUCAGUCCAUCGGCUUCAACGUUUCCUCGAUGGGCAUCAUCCCUCCUCCUCCUCCGUCCUCUGACCCCACCUGGAAUGAUGUUGCAACAGAGGAAGUGACAAGGGAAGAGGAAAAAGUGAGCUACGUGUCCAGUGUGAAUAACCUGCUGCUGAUUGAGGAGCCGAUGGCGGGGGUCUACGUGGGUCCUCUGCACCAGCAGCCCCGUCUCAUGGCUGUGGAUGAGCAGGGUAACUGUGUCUCUGUGGGCGUGACGACUCUCACCGUCACAGCCAGCCUGAAGAACGCCAGUGGCCACAGCGUGGACGGACUGGAAGGAAACGCCACCAUCCUGUUCAGCACCUGCUGGGCCAACUUCACCGACCUGUCCAUCACCAACAGCGGUGAGAACCUGACCAUGGUCUUCACUCUGAAGGAGUGGGGCGCCGAGUCACGCGCCUUCUCCGUCAAGAGUAUCCCGACCACCGAGCCCCCCACGACCAGCAGCCACGUCACUGAGCCACCGUCCGCCACAAGCGAUCUUUCCACCGUCUCAACCACAACCCAUCAUACCACGACCUCAACCACAAGCGUUGAGCCCACCACCGACAACAGCAUCUUCAGCUCCAGCACGGCUGUGUCUGCUGGCAGUCUGUGUCUGGUCAGUGUCAUCUACGCAGUGGCCUGCUGCUCAGACGACAUCCCGAUAUGCUAGAUAUGCUAGAUACAGUAGUGCUGUGAAAGCUACAAUAUGAGGGAUUAAUGAAGGACUCCUGAACACCUAAACAUAAAGUCUGCUACAUAAAACAAAUACAUUCCUUAAAUAUUCUAUGCACAUGGUUAUUUUUCUGUUCUCUGGGGCUCUUUUGUGUCAUUAUAUCUAAAUCUCUGUUCGGCAUGAUUACAAAUCGGGUGCGAGAUCCAUAUGGACUCUGUAUUUUAUUUUUUUUGACAGGUGCAAUAGAGCUGUACUUGAAACUCUAACAGGGUGAAAGAAGAAAUGAAGUUUUGUAACUGCUGCACUGUGAUGAUGAUUAUUUUUUUUGAAACUAUAUUUUCUCUUCAAUAAAUUCUAUUUUUCAUUGUGAAAUA